Dentiscutata erythropus is the source of this 266-nucleotide messenger RNA. The record is from the annotation of a GenBank genome assembly. NCBI's taxonomy places the organism in Eukaryota, Fungi, Glomeromycota, Glomeromycetes, Diversisporales, Gigasporaceae.
AUUUUAAUAUUAAAAACUCUCCUGUACUUACCACAUUAGAAUCACCUUCUAAUAGUUCAUUUCAAACAGCCAUUAAUAUUGUUUUAGAAAACAAUAAAGAUGCCGAAUUGGUUCAGUUACUAAAAGAUUUUAUUGCAGCAAAUCAAAAGGAAUAUAAAACUGAUACGGAUAAAACUGAAAAGAAUAUUAGUACUGAAAAUUACAACUCUAAACAAAAUCAGAAUACAAGUGAAAUAAUUUCAUUACAACAGCAUUCAAUUGAUUAA